UGAUUGUUUGUAUUGGUGGCGCACUUUUGAAAGCAUGUGAGCCGAACUCAACAUGGCUUCUCGCCAUGUCGAUGUUAACGAACGCCGGCUUCGGCCAGUUUAUGAUGCUUUGGAUAGCAUGAACAACAAACUGGCCAUCCAACUUGCAGAUAAAAUUCUGAAGAAGCAAAAGGAUUUACAUUGUGCCAAGGCUUUGAAAGGACUGGCUUUAUUGCGAUCAGGGAAGACUGCAGAUAGUGAGACAUUGAUGGAGGAAAUAAGGGGAGCUCAGCCAGCCGAUGAUCCUACACUUCAAGCAAUGACAAUCUGCUACAGAGAGAUGCAAAAACCUGAGAUGAUUCCUUGUGUUUAUGAGAUGGCAUUAAAACAGAACCCAAACAAUGAAGAAUUGUACUCACAUCUUUUCAUGGCAUAUGUCAGGAUAGGAAAUUACAAAAAGCAGCAACAGGCUGCAAUGAAUCUUUACAAACUAUUUUCCAAGAAUCCUUAUUACUUCUGGGCUGUUAUGAGUAUUGUGAUGCAGGCUCUGGUGGCCAGUGAUAAGAAUCUGGGAAAAACCAUGCUUCUUCCUUUGGCAGAAAAAAUGGUUGAAAAGUUUGUGAACGAAAGUAAAAUUGAUGCAGAGGCAGAAGUUCGUCUGUAUUUAAUGAUUUUAGAAAAGCUAGAGCAUUACGAGAAGGCUCUUGGUGUUCUUAGAAGUAAUUUAGCUGUGAAAUUAAUUAGUUACAUGGAUGAGAAAGAGGAGAAAGAAGCAGUUUAUUUAUCAAAACUCUGCAGAUGGCAUGAAGCAAAUUUGGCACUGAAGAAACUAAUUUGGAAGAGGCCAGACCAGUGGUCAUACUACCAGUCAUACUUCACCUCGGCUUUUGCACUGAUUAAACAAGGCUGUACACCUGACAAGGAGUCAGAAGAACUUCCUGACUAUUCUGUGGAAAUGAUAAAUGAAUUCUUAGUGUCUGUUACUGAAUUUGAAAAGUCAAAAGACAAAAGAGCAUGUAGAGGACCAUUUUUAGCACAAUUAGAACUGGACAAACUUUGUAGAGAAGAAUGUAUGUACUCUGAUACCAGACAAAAUCCCAGUUCCCCUGUAGAUUUAUUAAUAGAAUAUUUUAAACGGUUUGGAGACAAGCUCUGUUGUUUUUGGGAUCUUGAACCUUAUUUGUACCUAAAUCUUCAAGAAACAUCAGCGAGAGAGAAGUUUGUUGAAGUGUUAAAGACUACCCUGCCCUCUGUUAGUGACGAAGAGUCAGAAUCAUCUCAUAUUAAACUUAUGCUGAGAAAGCUAAAUAUGGAGCAGAUUUCAAGACAUUUAGGAUUCCAUAGUUGUCUGUCCUCUGAUGAAAAGAUUGCUCUUUCAAAGGAAUAUAUGAAGCAGCAUGGAGAUGGUUUGGUUUAUGGUCAAAACCUGUCACCAACUGAACUUCAGUACAGUGAUGGUUUCGCACAAUUAGCCACCCAUCUUUUGUUAGAAGUAAACUGCGACACAGGAAGAACAGAUGUGAACUGGUACCUUCUGAUCAUGUUAGAGAGUGCUUUAAAGGCAAGUCCUUCCAACCAUCACUUCAAGCUGUUGUUGAUGAAGGUGUAUUGCUCAAUGGGUGCCUUAAGUCCCUGUUUAGCACUGUAUGAUGGAUUAGAGGUCAAACACAUUGAACAGGAUGUUAUAGGGUAUACUGUGACACGGUAUGUUGAAGCUCUAGGUCAUUUUGAGGCAGCUUCGUCGGUGUACUUGAACACAUUGAAAUUCUUCUAUGGAAAUCAAAAAAAUACACCAGAGCAUAUCAUAGCUGCAUACAAAUAUGGAUCAUUUGAAAAGAUCCCUGAAUUCAUUGAUCUAAAAAGAAGGCUUGAUCUCUCUCUACAUUUCGCUACUGUGAAUUAUGAAAACAUGCUUCUUGAAGUUUUCCUUAAGGCAAACAGUCUUUCAGAUGCUCAAAGUCAUUUCACAGAAAAUAAUCUCCUGGACAAGUGCUCUGUAACAAAAUACUGGAUGAAAGACUUAAAGGACAACAGGGAUCUGAGAAUUCUUCAAACAUGGGAUGCUCCAGAAAGGCAGCUGUCAAAAGAUCAAGAAUCAAAGUGUGUAGAGCAAGAAGUUCUGUGGUUGAGAUUGCGGUUCCUUGUCCUUAGAGCCCUGGCUAUGGCUGUCCCCUUGGUACCCAAACCUCUAUCAAAUAUGCAAACCAUGAACAAUGGAGAAGCUGUCCCUGAGUUUCCUUUGGAAGGUGUGGUCAAUGAAUUAAAAGAGAUUUUACGGGAAGUUGAUUUGCAUCCAGGAACAAGAGCAAAGCUGCCAUUUCUGGGUCCACCAUGCUCAAGGCUGCCAGGCUUUUUAGAUGGUCAACAUGGAGCUGUGCUGGUUGCCAUGCUAACCGUGUGCCACGAGUGUCAUCAUCUGCAUUAUGCUCCACAAGAUGCCAGUUCUAAAGAUCGUUGGAAAAGUAUUCAAGAGAAUCUGGAAAAAGUGACAGGAAUUUUAAUAGGUUGUAAUGCAGAGUGUUUGAGCAAACUUACAACAGGCAGCGGAGAGAAGACAAUGUUUAAUGGUCAAGUGCUAGAACCUUUGGUUCUCUUGGUGGAGAGCUACUGUUCUGUCAUUCUGUUAGCAUCUGUAUGUUGCAGCUUUCUACAAAAGCUGGCAGGCAGCAAAAAAGCUAAGAAGAAGAAACCUGGCUCCGCUAAAACUAAUGAAGAGAUUGUGCCAUUCAAAGAUUUCCUAACAACACUGAGGAGCUCAGUUACUGCUGUCCAUUCAGCUCUGGAAGAAGUCAACGUUGCUCAGUUGUCAGAUGAGCUACUGGAACUAAAUCUAGUUGAACUAGACAACGAGACUAAGUCUUCCAUUGUGUCGGAGAUUUGGGAGAAACUGCAGACCAGCUACAAGCAGUCAGUAAAAGAGAUCUCUGAACUAUUACAUCACAAAGUUGCAUUUGCCAAGUCUCUUCAAAUCUAGCAGUGAAGAAUAAAACAAGGCAAUGCGUGGAAUGAUCAGAGUGUACGUCAAGCAGCUGGGAAAUUUUGGGAGAAGAAGAACCUUUUUUUCUCAUUUGUAUUACAACCCGCACAAUUGAGCUUCAAGGGCUUGUGCUUAUUUGAACAAAACAGUACAAUAAGAAGCAGAGGUGAUGCUGUUGGGUGAAAGAAAAAAAGGAUGGUUAAUUGAUGAAAGCUUUGGCUUUAAUCGGUAGUUGCUUUUAGAAUGAAAAUAGCGAAGAAGGUGGUAGUUUCUUGUUUUAAGUUUGGUUAAUUGGAAUGUCCACAAACAUGUACAGCAACAAACGAAAUGAAGAAGACGACGAAGAAGAAAAUUACAAAAGGGUUUGGGAGUGAAAGCAGUGUCAGAAGAAAACGGUCCCUACUUUUGAGGUUAGGUGCUAUAAGGUGGACAAUCAAAGUACUGUCGAUAAGGUUGCUAACAUGGUCCAUGAUCAUCAGGGGUACUGUGAUAUAACGGUCAGCACAUUGUUAGUGAGGCUGGCAGGUCAAGUGCAGCCAAUGGUCUCUCUCGUGUUGCGUUUGUAGGCCACUUACCAUACUCUCACAGUACAAACAAUAAACCUCCACCAAGGCUACCACAUGCUUACCUGGCGGAAGGUUGAAAUCGACCGAUUUAAAGCCUUGAAAGAAUGCACGGUGAGUGCGUCAUGGCCGAGAAAUAAGUCGAUGUGGUAGUCAGGAAGACAAGUGGUCAUUCCGCACCUCUCUCUCGUCGUUGCAAUAUUUUGUCAAUUUAGCAAAUAUAUUGCAAAUAAAUAAGCAUGCCAUAAAAUCAGAGCUUCAAAUUUGUUUUCAUGCUUCUGUAAUGUGGGAAUAAUUACGUAGGAUAUAAGGGCUUAAAGAAACAUUUGGGGUUCAAAUUUAGCACUCGGACGUUAUUAACUAUUUUUUAAAAAUUAUUUGUUUUCAUAAUGGCACAGUACUUUAAUUAGACGACAUUUGUCUACGAAAGUAACACUUAACAUGCAUUUAGCUUCACUUGCUUCAAACAUGGCCAGUAGAAGGUAACAAAGGACAACUGUGAGUUGCACUACGAUUAUGAACUGAGACUUCUUACUCUUGUAUCCACCUAUAUUCAACCAGCUCUAACCUUGACUUUUUUAUACAAAUCUUUUUAAUCGAUGCUUCAUGAAAUUUUGGUGGAUUUUGUGGUAAUAAUGUAAGUUGUGUUAAUUCCAUGGAGCAUUAAUUUCAACACCGGUAAUUAGGUGGUACUUUAUAUGCAACACGGUGUCUUUUGUGCUGCCCCGAAGUCGGAAUUCUACCCAAACUUAUAGGCAAGUAAAAAAGAUUUCAACAAAAGUUUUCUUGUUUGUUAUAUUUAUUGCUUCAUUUGAUUUUUCACUCGGUUUAAUUUGCUCCUCCCUCCGAUGUCAAGCUGUCUGUUGCUAUUUUCACUGUUGUUUUCCAGUCCUGUUAUCAUCACAGAAAGUUUGUGUGUUAUUGCCAUCAGUUUUCAUUGUCCUGAGUAUAAUCUCUCAUUGCAUUCAUUUCUAUUAUUUGGGAAUAAUUCCUUACCUUCUGCGUUAGUUUAUUAGCACGUUGUACUAGACAAAGCAUUACUGGUAAUCUCCUGGAAGUAAUUAUAAGGGAAUGAGUUUUUUACACCAAGUGUUAUUCAAUAUGUUAUUUUGACUAAACAUCAAAAGAAUUAUUUUAUUGGCUCACUCAGUGUGGUAUUGCAAUAGAAAGAAGUGAAAAUUAAAUUUAAAAUACUUAGGUUGUACAUAUGAAAUAAAUGUCUUGCGCUUGCCUUAGUUUUUAUUUUGGAAUGAAAUUCUUGAACAAAAGACAAACAUGAUAGAAAUCAGAAGAUAUUUUUAAGUCAUGAUGUGUUGUUUUUAAGACUACUUGUUCAUCACUAAAGAUUCACAACUAAAAUGUAUUUCAAAGCAUUAGUUAAGUAGUGUACCCUUAAUUAACAAUGUGAUAUUAAGAAAUAACGAAGUACAAGGGGAAUAAAAUUUCAUAUUGUCUUUUAUUAUAUGGCCGUGACUCACCAGGACGAAGACUAACAAAAUCACGAAUAUGAUUGGCUAAAACUGGUUUUAACCUUGAUUUGGACGGCUGGUCCCGGUUGUCCAAAAGGUGGAUAACGCUAUCCACCGGAUGAAUCGCUAUCCUAUCCGGUGGAUAGCGUGGUUAUACUCUAAUCACCCUGAAACGAUUAUAAAAUAUUUUGUACCUUAUCUUAAUAAACACGAACACAGCAUCAGGGGCGGGCACCUCGUUUAUUGAUGCCCUCGGACUAAUACCCCCAUCGUGGUACAAGGGGGAUGAAACCCCCUCCUUGGGUUUUCGUUCUAUUAAGGCACA
Molecule: messenger RNA, 5313 nt
Organism: Orbicella faveolata
Lineage: Eukaryota; Metazoa; Cnidaria; Anthozoa; Scleractinia; Merulinidae
Product: N-alpha-acetyltransferase 25, NatB auxiliary subunit-like
Biological process (GO): N-terminal peptidyl-methionine acetylation
Cellular component (GO): NatB complex; cytoplasm
Molecular function (GO): protein binding
Source: RefSeq, a predicted model, not a curated record